This is a messenger RNA of Scleropages formosus (Asian bonytongue), 3268 nucleotides long. RefSeq names its product early growth response 1 (gene egr1). Gene Ontology annotation, biological process: regulation of transcription by RNA polymerase II. The transcript has 2 exons. Bases 489 to 2012 code for a protein of 507 amino acids. Gene Ontology annotation, molecular function: RNA polymerase II cis-regulatory region sequence-specific DNA binding; DNA-binding transcription factor activity, RNA polymerase II-specific. Lineage: Eukaryota; Metazoa; Chordata; Actinopteri; Osteoglossiformes; Osteoglossidae. The record is from RefSeq and is a predicted model, not a curated record.
CCCAGAGAGCCCAACAGAUGCACUGCCAGUACAGAGCGAAGCAGAUAGACACACAGAGCGCUAUCUCUCUCUCUCUAAGAGUCAAAUUUUGACACACAAAAAGAGCACGUAAAUGAAAAACAUUUUUUUUUCGAAAAAAGAAGUGAGUGCAGACACUCAACCAUAAACAAAAAAUAACAAAUUACAAACCAACAUUUUCAUUAAUUUUCAUGGAAUGAACGAAACGGACACAUUUCUGCACUGCAGCUGUUUUUGAAACAGGACUGGAUUCUUUUUUCUUCUGAAGAGGAAAAGAGAGCUCGUCAGAUCCAGCAGACAAACCUGGAGAUCAUCCAGAGUGUGUUGUUGGACACCACCAGCAGCAGCAGCAUCUUCACAUCAGUCCCCUGAAGUGGGCUGGUGCAUCCCCUCACCUGCGAGCCACGGCGCUGCCCUCCUCAGACCUCCACAGCUCCACCAGCGGUGGUAGAGGAAACCCAGCUAGAGAGAUGGCUGCUGCCAAGACCGAGAUGGUGCUGCCUGCACUUCAGAUCUCAGAGCCCCUGAACUUCCCACACUCUCCUAUGGAUAACUACCCCAAGCUGGAGGAGAUGAUGCUACUCAACUCUGCAGGGACCCCUUUUCUCACUGCCUCUGCCCCUGAAGGGGCAGGCUUCGGGACUGGGGAACCAGGAGACCAGUACGACCACUUGACUGGAGAUACUUUGCCUGACAUCUCCCUCAACUGCGAGAAAUCUCUGGCUGAACAGAGCUUCCCCACCCAGCGGCUGCCCCCCAUCUCGUACACAGGCCGCUUCACCCUCGAACCUGCAGCCAACUGCAGCAACAGCCUCUGGGCAGAGCCCCUCUUCAGCCUAGUCAGCGGGCUAGUGGGGAUGACCCCUCCCACCACCUCUGCCCCGGCUUCCUCCACCGCUCCGACCAGCGCCUCCUCCUCCUCCUCAUCCUCCUCCUCUUCCUCUUCUUCUGCCUCCACCCAGACCUCGAGCCUGAGCUGCUCUGUCCAUCACAGUGAGCCAAACCCCAUCUACUCUGCUGCACCGACUUACUCCAGCCCCAGCCCUGAGAUCUUCCCAGAGCAAAGUCAGUCCUUCCCCAGCCCUGCUGUAAGCAGCUCCAUCCAGUAUCCACCCCCUGCCUACCCCAACAGCAAGACCUGCACAUCCAGCUUCCCUGUGCCUAUGAUCCCUGAUUACCUCUUCCCCCCGCAGCAGAGCGAGAUUAGCUUGGUGCCCCCUGACCAGAAGCCCUUUCAGUCCCAGCCUGGGCAGCAGCCAUCGCUGACACCUCUCUCCACAAUUAAGGCAUUCGCCACCCAGACAGGGUCACAGGACCUGAAGGCCGUCUACCAGUCGCAGCUGAUCAAGCCCAGCCGCAUGCGCAAGUACCCUAACCGGCCAAGCAAGACCCCACCUCAUGAGCGUCCAUAUGCCUGUCCUGUGGAGACCUGUGACCGACGCUUCUCCCGCUCUGAUGAGCUGACGCGCCACAUUCGCAUCCACACCGGCCAGAAGCCCUUCCAGUGCCGCAUCUGCAUGCGCAACUUCAGCCGUAGCGACCACCUGACCACUCACAUCCGCACACAUACGGGGGAGAAGCCCUUCGCCUGUGAGAUCUGCGGCCGCAAGUUCGCCCGCAGCGACGAGCGCAAGCGGCACACCAAGAUCCACCUGCGUCAGAAGGACAAAAAGGUUGAGAAGGCCGUGGCAGCGUCUGCUCCAGUGUCAGUUCCAUCGCCUGCUUCCAGUUACCCGUCCCCCAUGACUUCUUACCCAUCGCCAGUGUCCUCCUACCCCUCUCCAGUGCCCUCCUGUUACUCCUCACCGGUGCACACCUCGUACCCGUCCCCUUCGGUUGCCACCACCUACCCUUCGGUCUCCAGUGCGUUCCAGACCCAAGUAGCCACAUCCUUCCCCUCGUCAGUGGCCACAAACAUUUACAACUCUCCAGUUGCCACGCCCCUGUCAGAUAUGCAGUCUACACUCUCGCCAAGGACAAUUGAGAUCUGCUAAGACAUUCUUUUCUUUUCAUCACCUUAUUCAAUUUUUCUUUCUGCUGAACAAAAUAAUUGAAACAUGUUACUCUCUCCUGACAAGCACUUUUUUCUCUGUGCUCACCCCCUUCCCCCGUGAUCAGUCAUCAAUCUUAAGGUACCUAAAAAAAAAUACAUGUCAAGGACUGGGCAAAGAUGAUGGAGAAGAAAAAGGGAUCUUUCCUUCAAAUGAAUUGCAGCUUUUCAGAGAAAAGUGAGACAUUAACAGCAGCGCGAGUAGCAACAGGCUGUGAUAAUGCAAAACGGCAUAAAAAAGUUCUUAAUCAACAAAAUGGACUUUUUCUUAUCUGCAGUUCGGCCUCUAGGGUCCUAACGCUCAGUCCCUCCAAGUCAGUGACAGUAGAACAGAUCUGACUCAAACAGACUAAUGCUCAUGAGAGACUUUGAAGAUAUACAUAAGCUACAGUAUAUGUAUAUUGUACAUGUGCCAUGUUUUGUUUUUCAUUCUUUGGUACUAUUGAUGUGGAAAAACUUGCAUAUUAUGUUGUAUUAUUUGAAGUUAGCAGGGCCAUUUUUUUUUUUAUAAAUAGUUUCUCUUUAUGUAGUGAAAAUGCUGUGAUGAGUUUUGAAUUUGUUUGAGAAAAGCACUUAAGUAUUCAAAGCAUGUGUAAGAGUGAUGUUCGUUUAAAUUCUUUUGUAAAUAUCACCCGCUGGUACUAUCUCUCUUUUCCCCACAUGUGGCUAAAAGAUCUGUUAAAAAGGUUAAAAAAAAAAAAAAAAGACAAAAAAAAAAUCAAGUUUUCAAACGUUUUUGGUGCCUUUUGUGAAGCCUUGCUGACGUUCUGACACAACUAUGUAUGUGUAUGAUUGGAUGCAUUGCAUCUCGCCUUAAGGUGUAAGGGAUAUUUUUUUACAGAAUGUAAGAGGGAUUUUAAGGGAUGUAGAAAGGAAGACUUGACGGCACAGCUUCAUUUCUUUAGAAUGUAAGCAAAAAAAGAGAAUAAAGUAUAUUUUUGUAACUGAAAUGUAAAUAUCUACAUAUUCAGGAGUCGGAAUGUUGUAGUUACCUACUGAGUAGGCAUGGGAUUUUUUGUAUGUUAUUUACAUGCAGUUCAUUAUUUUGUGGUUUACUUUUAUUUUGUAAUUGUGUUUGUUAUACCAAGUGACUGUUUCUGGCUUCUAAACACAUUGAAUGCGCUUUACUGCCAAUGGGAUAUUUGGUGUACAAGAUAUCCUCCCAGAAAAGACAUAUAAAUAAAAUAUGAAUAAAUAAAA